AUGUCUGCGGCGGUGCCGACGGCUCGCAAGCGCCCGGCACCGGACCAAGAAGCACGCGCUGCUGACGCGAACAAGCGACCGCGGCACAGCGGUCCCCGGAGCAUCGACGAGUUCGAGCUGUUCGAGGUGCUCGGCGAGGGUGCCGAAGGCGUCGUGCGCAGGGGGCGCGACCGCCGCACCGGCAAGAAGGUGGCGCUCAAAUGGAUCGGCCACCCCGAUCGCCGCGCGCUCGCCAUGGAGGCCGGCUGCCUCCACGUGUGCCGCGGCCACCCCUCCAUCAUCGGUAUCCAGGAUGUCGCCGCCGACCCUAGCACUGGGGACGUCCACCUUGUGUUGGAGCUGGUCCACGGCGGGGUAAGCCUCCGCGACUCCAUGUGGAGGCCCUUGUCCGAGGACGUGGUCCGCGUGAUGAUGCAGCAGCUCCUCAGCGCUGCCAAGAAGAUCCAUGGUGUGGGCUUCAUCCAUCGGGACAUGAAGCCAGAGAACAUCCUCGUCUGCCCUUUCGGCGAGCUCAAAGUGUGUGACUUUGGAUCGGCGACGCGACAGAAGCCCGCCGGGAAGGCGCAUGAGACCUCCCCCGUCGGGACGCUGCAGUACAACGCGCCGGAGCUGCUCGACGGCAAUUGGUACUACGGCCCGGCUGUCGACAUGUGGGGCCUCGGGUGCGUUAUGGCGGAGCUUCUAAGCGGUGAGACUCUGUUCCACGCAGAGACACAUGAGGAGAUGUUUGACGAGAUGUCCGAGCUUCGAGAUCGGAUGACCUCUGCAGCCGGAAAGCUUGAUCCAGAAUGUUUGGCAGAUCUGUCGGAGAUUGGGCGUUAUGUGCUGACGGGCCUGCUGGCCUUCUGCCCUGAGAAGAGGCUCACCGCGGCGGAAGCGCUUGAGCACCCGUGGUUCAAGAACUUCAAGUCACCCUGGACACAUGACAUUGUUUAG
Messenger RNA from Miscanthus lutarioriparius, 936 nucleotides. The record is from the annotation of a GenBank genome assembly. NCBI's taxonomy places the organism in Eukaryota, Viridiplantae, Streptophyta, Magnoliopsida, Poales, Poaceae.